Molecule: messenger RNA, 1988 nt
Organism: Papilio xuthus (Asian swallowtail)
Lineage: Eukaryota; Metazoa; Arthropoda; Insecta; Lepidoptera; Papilionidae
Gene: CSN1b
Product: COP9 signalosome subunit 1b
Exons: 4
Coding region: 146-1597 (483 amino acids)
Cellular component (GO): COP9 signalosome
Source: RefSeq, a predicted model, not a curated record
AAAAAGGAUGCACAUGGUAACACUGAAAUUCUCGUCAAAAAGAAAAAUGCCGCUGCAAAAAAGAAACGUAAUGAUAAAGGUUGGUUUCCUGCGUUGACAGUGGAAUUCGUGUAUUUUCUUUAUCACUCCAAUAGAUUCAAGAAAAAUGUUCGAAAUGAGUAUGGCGGAGCCGAUGGUUGUGGAUGUACCACUGGAAGAUAAUGAGAACAAUGAGGCGGAAUGUUACGUGGUUGAAAAUCCUAGUUUAGAUCUCGAGACAUAUGCUGCAUCUUAUACUGGCUUUGCUAAAUUGUACAGAUUGAUGUUCAUAGCUGACCAUUGCCCACAAUUGAGAUUAGAAGCUUUGAAGAUGGCAAUUUCUUACGUUAUGACCACAUAUAACGUAAAUCUCUAUCAAACUCUUCAUAAAAAACUCGCUGAAGCCAUUGCUUCUGCUGGUUUACCGGAUGUUGCUGUCCAAAUGGGCUCUCAAGACAUACCUGUCUUAGAUACAAUGUGGGUGGAAGCAAAAACCAAAAAAGCUGCUAUAAAGCUUGAAAAACUAGACACUGACCUCAAGAAUUAUAAAACAAAUUCAAUUAAAGAGAGUAUCCGGAGAGGUCAUGAUGAUCUUGGAGAUCACUAUUUGGAUUGUGGAGAUCUCACUGGAGCAUUGAAAUGCUAUUCUAGAGCUCGAGAUUACUGUACAAGUGGUAAACAUAUUAUUAUGAUGUGCCUCAAUGUUGUUAAAGUAUCAGUGUACUUGCAAAACUGGGCACAUGUUCUUAAUUAUGUAUCAAAGGCGGUUGCCACACCAGACUUCAAUGAAAUUCCAGGAAAAGAUUCCAACCAGUCCAUUUUGACUCGCUUAAAAUGUGCUGCGGGCUUAGCUGAGCUAGCAACAAAGAAAUAUAAAUCUGCCGCAAAGCAAUUUCUUGCAGCAAGCAUUGAUCAUUGUGAUUACUCAGAACUUCUCAGUAGUAAUAAUGUUGCAGUUUAUGGAGGACUAUGUGCUCUGGCAACAUUUGAUCGGUCUGAAUUACAGAAACAAGUCAUAGUUAGCAGUUCUUUUAAAUUAUUCUUAGAACUAGAGCCACAGUUACGUGACAUCAUUUUUAAAUUUUAUGAAUCUAAAUAUGCUUCAUGUUUAAGGUUACUUGAUGAGAUUAGGGACAACCUUCUCUUAGAUAUGUAUCUAGCACCACACUUAAAUUCACUCUAUAUGCAAAUACGCAACAGAGCACUAAUCCAGUACUUCAGCCCUUACCUCUCUGCUGACAUGCGCCUUAUGGCUGCAGCUUUUAACCGCACAGUGACUGCUCUUGAAGAUGAAUUAAUGCAAUUAAUACUAGAUGGCCAAAUCCAAGCCCGCAUUGAUUCACACAAUAAAAUACUGUAUGCUAAAGAUGUAGAUCAAAGAAGCACUACAUUUGAAAGGAGCCUGGCUAUGGGAAAGGAGUAUCAACGGAGGACAUCUAUGCUUAUUCUGCGUGCUGCAAUGCUCAAGAACCAGAUUCAUGUCAAGAAUGUUGGCCGUGAAACAGGUCCUCAAAGUGGAGAGGCUCCUGGCUCCAGCACCAGCCUCACUCCACGUGGCUUCGACCCUGUGCCGUUGUGAUGAAUUACCUCAUAAGCUAGCAAACAUUUUCCUUUCACAUGACAAUUUAAAUGUUACCUACCUUGAAUAACAUGACAUAUAAUUAAAUCUUAGUCACAGAAUAACAUAAAAAUGUUUCCACAUUUACAUUUUCAUGUGAAGAAAAAAAUUCAAAUAGAAUCCCUUUUUAAGUACUGAUAAUAUUUGCUUGUAUUUGUUUACUGAAAAUGCAGAUAUAGAUCUGUAUUUCAGCAAAUUUGCCAAUGUAAAAUGCUGGUAUCGUUUUAAGGAAAAUGUUGAAUUAAAAUGGCUGGUGCAAGCAUUAUUCACAUUGUUUAUACAGAAUUAUUCAUGUAACCAAUAAUUAUUAUGUCUACGUAAUUUUUAAUAACAUUAAAAGUAAAGCCAUACU